Messenger RNA from Annulohypoxylon truncatum, 3588 nucleotides. RefSeq names its product aspartyl-tRNA synthetase. The coding region runs from base 574 to 3312 and encodes 912 amino acids. Lineage: Eukaryota; Fungi; Ascomycota; Sordariomycetes; Xylariales; Hypoxylaceae. The transcript has a single exon. Gene Ontology annotation, biological process: aspartyl-tRNA aminoacylation. Gene Ontology annotation, cellular component: cytoplasm; cytosol; aminoacyl-tRNA synthetase multienzyme complex. The record is from RefSeq and is a predicted model, not a curated record. Gene Ontology annotation, molecular function: ATP binding; aspartate-tRNA ligase activity; RNA binding.
CCUUAAAUCCCUGUACGGGAGUACAAAAUUUACCAAUUAGGGAAUACGUGCAAGCCAACUCAACUUUUGAUUGGCUAAGCACCACCCGGUCUAUUUGCUCCGGAAGUACCGGGGUAUAUCGUUGUCGUCACAGAUAUGUACAUGAAAAAUCCAGAUGUCGUUCGGAUCCUCGAUGGAUAUUUUCAGAAAUAUGUAUCUCGUCACAUGAGCUCUAUUGGCCGUAGAUUCCGGUUCCGAGUCUUCAAGCGCAGGAAAUCCCGGAUAAGUCGCUAGAGGCAAUUAAGCCUUUGGCCUGUAAGUUAGGUUCCUGCCAAGGUUUACCUAUUAUAAACCGCACUUGCCUGCAACUACCGUUGCUCUUUCUUCCCAAGACCAAAUAGAGCCCGACAAGUUUUUGUUAAAGUAGGUACUUGCCUACCUCGGAAUAAAUUAUUUACCAUACAUAUUCAACCUUUUCAACUUAUUUUGCUGUCAGCGUUCCGUCUUUUGGACGAGUUUGGCCGCACAUCCCCGACAUCCACGACAUCUGCGCGUGUUAGCACCGAGAUUAUAGAGACGCCCGGCAACGACGUAAUGGCGCCUUCUAUAAGGCUGAAGAAACCUCUCCUCAUACUCAACCGAAUCAUCGGACAUACGUCCGCUAAGAACCACAUCACGAAGGUUCAUCUUGGCGACACAGAGGGAUUAGAUUCCGAAUCGGACAAGAAACACCUGAAGGCUAUAUACAAGAAGCGGGCUAAGAAAGAAUCACAACAAGAGGAAAGAAAAUCUCUACAAGCAAAGAAGAGAGAGGAGGAAGAAAGAGCACUGUCCACCGAGCCACCAGAGAUACGAUCAAACUAUGGCACGAUCGACGCGGAACUUCUACCGCCAUCGUUUCUGCUAGAACAUCUAUCGGCCGACCACAUUGGACAGACCAUCAGCUUCAAUGCGCGACUACACCAUGUGCGGUCUGUAAGCUCAAAGCUAGCCUUCAUCCUUCUGCGUCAACAGGUUGACACUGUCCAAGGCGUUCUGCAAGUCCGAGAAGGGGCUGUAUCGGAAAACUUUGUACGAUGGGCUGAGCAUUUGAAUACCGAGUGCGUGGUACACGUUCAAGGUACUGUACGCGAGCCGCCAGAACAUAUCAAGACCUGUAGCAUACACGAUCUCGAGAUUCACAUCGACAGCAUGCACGUCCUGGUCCAAGUAGAGGACCCCCUAGCCAUUGAUGUUUACAACAUGGAACAGGUGGAAGAAAAGGACGAGAGUCACGAGACUCAACUCGCAGUCUCAAAUCGAGUCCGCUCCGCGAACCGAAUCCUCUUCCUCCGGACCCCAGUCAUGCAAAGCGUUUUCCGCAUCCGUUCUUCCAUCUGCAACAUAUUCCGCUCCACACUUGACGAGCAGGGUUUCAUUGAAAUUCAAACACCCAAGCUCCAGCCCGCUGCGACCGAAUCGGGUGCAGAAGUCUUCAGAGUCAAUUAUUUCGGCAGAAACGCUUUUCUGGCACAGAGUCCGCAAUUGGCAAAGCAGAUGGCAAUUUCUUCCGAUUUUGGCCGCGUCUUUGAGAUCGGGCCCGUUUUCAGAGCCGAGGAUAGCAACACUCACAGGCAUUUAACUGAAUAUACCGGUCUAGAUUUGGAAAUGGCGAUUUCCAAAGACUAUCACGAAGCUAUGGAUGUGAUUGACGAGUUGCUAAAAUCCAUAUUCAAGGGCGUUUACGCUCGAUGCCGCAAGGAAAUUGACAAUGUCAAGACCAAGUUCCCUCAUGAGGAUCUCGUCUGGCUGGAACAAACUCCGCGCCUCACCUUCAAGGAGGGAGUUCAGUUGUUGAAUUCAUCGGGAUGGACGGAUGAUGACGGCAGGCCAGCUGCUGAGGACGAGGAUCUUGGGACUCGGUCCGAAAUUCGACUUGGCCAGCUGGUGAAGGAGAAAUAUGGGACUGAUUACUUCAUCCUUGACAAGUUCCCAACAUCGGCACGACCUUUCUACACGCAUCUGGACCCGAACGACGAUACGGUCACGAAUUCUUUCGAUAUAUUUCUCCGAGGUCAGGAGAUCACUACAGGUGGCCAGAGAAUCAACAAUCCACGGCUAUUAGCUGAGAGGAUGAAGAAGGCAGGAGUGGACCCGGAUGGAAUGGAAGAGUAUAUGCAGGCUUUCGAGUGGGGGGCGCCCCCACACGCAGGUUGUGGUAUUGGCCUUGAACGUGUACUAUUCCUACUACUAAACUUAGGAGACGUUCGAAAUGCCACCCUCUUCCCGAGAGAUCCGAAAUCACUACCAGCGAAGAAACCGGGAUCCGAUAAGCUUCCGUUCCCCGAAGCUGAUACUGUCCGUUAUGCCUUCGAGGGGGAGCACGACCAUGUUCACCUCCCUGACCUAGAGAAGCUCAUCGUAAACUAUGGUGAUGCGACAAACACUUCUUGGCUCGAUGAACGGUAUAAAGUCUGGCGGGAUACCGAAACCGGAGCGGCAGUGGGAUACGCCGAGGAAAACAAAUAUGCGAUGAUCAUGGGAAAUCCACUCUGCGACCCACGCCAGUAUGGCAUCGUUAUUAGUUCUUUCCUGAAGUACCUAAAGAAGCAUGAGGAUCUCCGGCCUAUUUGGAUCUUGGCAUCGGCGCAAGUUGAAGAGAUCUUAGGUGCGAAGCUCGGAUGGCGAACACUAACAUGUGUGGCCGAGGAGCGCGUUGAUGUAGGCAACGCGAACAGGGUGGUUAAGAAGGAACGCCAAGCAAAGAACGCCGAAGUGAAAAUCCACGAAACGGCCCUUGGACAACCGGUGCCCGACGAUGUGAGGGCUAAAUGUGACAAGCGAAUCGAAGACUGGAAGGAAGGCCGCAAAGGUCGCAAGCAGGUGCAUAUCACCGAAGUUCGGCCAUGGGUAGCGAUGGCUCACCGUCGCUAUCUCUGGGCUGAGGACAAGAACGGCGAGAUUGUAGGGCUUGUCAUCUUGCACCGUCUCUCGCCCGAACACGGUUAUCAAAUUAAGUUCGCCCUCGACUUCCCUGGUUCGCCAUCCGGAAGUAUCGAAGCCCUCAUCUCCCGCGCCAUUCAGAGCCUUACAGCUUCAGGUAUUAACAGUGUAACUUUCGGUGCGGGUGCCAUGGAUGAGUUACUCAUCGGCAGCAACCUAAACGGCAUCAAAGCCAGACUUCUCAGUCGCACGUACAAGACAGUGGCACAGCAACUGAAGUUAAUCGCGAAGAGCGAGUUCAGGGAGAAGUUUGGCGUUAAACAUGAUCCGGUUUAUAUCUGCUACCCUUUCAUGGGCCUUGGGGUUUCGGGAGCCAGGACGUUGAUCAAGUUUUUCGAAGACGAGAUGUAGACUUAGGUAAUUAUAUUCUCACGUAUGACGACGCCGCUUCUUCUUGUCCCCCUUUACUUUGUGUACUGAAAUGGCUUGGCUGGGCGGAGUUUAUUUGUUUUUGGAUUUGAAUAUACCAGGAUAGAUGGUCUGGAAGCAGUUGAUGAGUGUGUACUGAGUAACGAUAGAUACCCGUCGGUGGUAAUGUAUCUCAGAUGAGGAUUAAAAUAGAUCAUAAUGGACUAAGUAUCGUUAAGAUCAUGAAUCGGGUGAAAGCAGAAGAUAUUUUAAGCAAAC